This is a messenger RNA of Anneissia japonica, 1321 nucleotides long. RefSeq names its product peroxisomal sarcosine oxidase-like. The transcript has 8 exons. The record is from RefSeq and is a predicted model, not a curated record. Gene Ontology annotation, molecular function: L-pipecolate oxidase activity; sarcosine oxidase activity; flavin adenine dinucleotide binding. NCBI's taxonomy places the organism in Eukaryota, Metazoa, Echinodermata, Crinoidea, Comatulida, Comatulidae. The coding region runs from base 123 to 1295 and encodes 390 amino acids. Gene Ontology annotation, cellular component: peroxisome.
AUUCGCACUGCGACAGUGCCGCCGAUAGCCACUACCCUGCCGAACACUCAGUAGUCAAAUGUGGUAGGUAUACAGGUAGGCCUUAGAAUCAAAUCAUAGUGGUUAUAAGCGAAUUACAUGCAAUGAAGACUACUACGCCUACACAUUUGCAACAUGAAUUUGACUGUAUUGUUGUUGGCGCUGGAAUCGAAGGCUCAUCAACUGCAUACACCCUGGCUAAGAACAACAAAAAUGUUCUCCUAUUGGAGCAGUUUUGCUUACCUCACACGAGAGGAAGUUCUCAUGGCCAAUCACGAGUGACACGGUUUGCCUAUUUCGAAGACCAUUACUUGAAGAUGAUGUCGGAGAACUUUAGAUGUUGGGAUGUGCUGGAGAAAGAAGUCGGUAAAGAAUUAUAUGUGAAAUGUGGGAUGCUUCAGAUCGAACAUAGAAGUGGAAAGCAAUUUGGGAGGAUUCGAGAUUUAAUGAGACAAAAAAAAUUAGACUUUUAUGAUAUAUCUUCCACGGAGGCUUGUAGGAAAUGGCCAUGUUUAAAAUUUAACACAGACUUCAACAUGUUUGUAGACGAGAAUGCUGGAGUGCUAAGAGCUGAUCGAUGUCUCAGAGCCUUUCAAGAAAUGUUCGUAAAAUUUGGUGGCAUACUGAAAGAUAAUGAACAGGUGAUAAGUAUUCUUCCCGGGAAACAUGUGUCCGUGGUAACAUCGACCAACAAAUACACUGCUAAGAGUAUUGUCAUCACACCUGGUGCUUGGGCCGCUAAGAUACUUCGACCACUUGGAGUUGACAUUCCACUAAAGGUUGUGAGGAUUAAUGUUUGUUAUUGGCGGGUGAAGUCGCGUAAUAAACUGAAUGAUAUGCCCACAUUUGCUGACACAUCCAAUGGCUGUAUCUAUGGAUUACCAAGCCUCGAGUAUCCAGGGAUGAUGAAGAUAUGCUUUCAUGGAAGCGAUGUCGAAAUCGACCCAGACUAUCGUGAUGUGGAUAAUGGUGAUACACCACAGAAAGACGUUGAAUUGCUGACAAAAUAUGUUAAAGAACACUUUGAAGGAGUAGAAUCCAAACCUUGCAUCAUAGAAACCUGUAUGUACACGAAUACCGCCACCGAUGAUCCCAUCCUCGAUGUACAUCCGCAGUACCCAAAUAUCGUCAUCGGUUGUGGAUUCUCAGGUCAUGGGUUUAAACUAGCUCCUGUGAUUGGUCAGAUUUUAUCUCAACUUGCUCUACAACAAGAACCAGAGUUUGAUAUUUCUCACAACAAAUUAUCUUGUUUCUUACGAAAUAAAUCACGUCUAUAAUUGCUAUAGGCCCAUCUAUGGAGAUG